AUGAUGAAGACCAUGGGGGUUGUGCCAAUGGAGAUGGAUGGGGAUUGUCUCUUCCACGCCCUUGCCUACUUCGACGGGGUCGAUGGCAAGGCCCUCCGCAUAGAUGUCGCAGACUUCAUGGAGGCGAACGCCUUCCUUCAGGUUGGUUUUGCAGAAGAAUGGUUGUUAGAAGCAAGCAAGCUUCGGGCCAAUCGAUGGGGAGGGCACACCGCGAUUGCCGCAUACAGCCUCAUGAAGGGCAGGAGGGUCAUCGUUCACACGAGAGACCUCGCAACAGGCAGAGUUGAUGUCCAGGAGCAAAGCCACCAUUCCAUCUAUGGCAAGGAGGAUGCCGGUGAGGCACACAUUUUGUAUAACGGCACCAACCACUAUGACGCGCUGGCUGAGAUGGCAAGUCCAGAAGGCAUGGAGCCGGCGUGGCCGCAGCCUCCUCCACCUAUGUAUCUCACAUUGGUUGGAAAUCAUGCGACAGAGGCUUUUCCGCCAUUAGAAAGUGCAAGCGCCAAGUCUGGCCGCAAGCGCUUUGAAGCACCAAGGCCUGCCAAGAAAGCGAAAGCCAAGAAACCAGGAGCCAAGAAGGCCACCAAGGUUGCGCAGGAACCGCAUCCACCCCCACUGACCCAGGGCGAAGAACCAGACGCCGAGCCGGGCUUGAUGGAAGAAUUGCAAAAUAUUCCGGAGCUAGCUGCGAAGCGAAUCCGGGCAAACCCAACUCUUCCUCCGAAUGCGGCGCCAGCCGCCGUGAAUGCUGGCGAGAC
Durusdinium trenchii is the source of this 758-nucleotide messenger RNA. NCBI's taxonomy places the organism in Eukaryota, Dinophyceae, Suessiales, Symbiodiniaceae. The record is from the annotation of a GenBank genome assembly.